AAACUCAAACUGUCAAACAAACGUCAGCCGGUCAAGCCACAAACACAAUUUUCGGCACACUUUCGUAAAAUUUACUGAAUUAAAUUCAUACAAAACCCAAUUAACCAACAAACCUACUGUCCUAAUCAUGGCUGGAUCUGCGUUGCGUCGUCUGAUGGCAGAAUAUAAGCAACUUACCCUGAACCCCCCUGAAGGUAUAAUUGCUGGGCCCAUAAAUGAAGAAAACUUCUUUGAAUGGGAAGCCCUGAUCACAGGUCCCGAAGGUACCUGCUUUGAGGGUGGCAUCUUUCCCGCUAAACUCAUUUUCCCAUCAGACUACCCGCUCAGCCCACCGAAGAUGCAGUUUGUUUGUGAGAUGUUUCAUCCAAACAUCUAUGCGGACGGCCGAGUCUGCAUCUCGAUCCUGCAUGCGCCCGGAGACGACCCCAUGGGCUAUGAGAGCAGCUCGGAGCGCUGGUCGCCCGUGCAGAGUGUGGAGAAGAUACUGCUCUCCGUCGUGAGCAUGCUUGCUGAGCCAAACGACGAGAGUGGCGCCAACGUGGACGCGGCCAAGAUGUGGCGCGAGGACCGCGCGCAGUUCAACAGCAUCGCCGACCGCAUCGUCAAGAAGACGCUCGGCCUGCACCAGUAGACCGCAGCACGGGGUGGUUAUCUACGUAGAUAAAUGUUACUAUAUCGCGUAAAACGGCGCUUAGUGGAACGCGUAGUAAACGAGUUUAUCGAAUCGCAGUUUGACAUAAAAACGGCGCUUAGUGGAACAUGUAAAACGAGUUUAUCGGCGUCGAUAACGAACCCGUGUAGAGGCUGCAGCCGCCGCUCACGGGUUCACUUACCUAAGUAGAUAAACUAAACUCGCGAGUAAAGAAAAAGUUCAAGUUAGAUAGCACCAAAUUACUCCUAAACAGAAACGCCGUUUGCAAUAUAUAAGUACGUUUAACAGCGCAUUAGAAUAUUACCAACUAAAAACGUAAUCAUGGUGUUCAAUGUUUAAGAAAUUCGGGCCAUUUGAAAUCGCCAUUUUGUAAGUGGAACUGUUUAAUUGCUCGCUAGUGUAGUAUAAUGCAUGCGUUUCACGAUUUGUAGGUGCCAAUGUUAUGAAGUUGUUAAACAUAUAGUGCGAUAUAAUGUUUAUCUACGUAGAUAAUUAUGUUCAGCCGCGGUAGCCCUUCUACCACCAUCUGUUAUCCUAGCCAUGGAUGAAGUGACAAAUAGUGUUAUCUAAUCCACUAUGCUGUUUAUUAUCAAUAGUUCAAUCGAUUCUACGACUGACGCUAAUGCUAAUCUAACCGGCCGAUCUUUUUGACACUGACACAAUAGUGCCAAUUUCUCCAUAGUCGGUUAUCUAACCGCCAGGAAUUGGUUAAUCAAUUAUACGUCAUAUCCAUAUAAAAUUCUUGACAGAUGUGUCAAAAGACAACCACUAACUCCUGGUUAUGCUCUAACUAUGGAGAAAUUGGCACUAAUAAGAAAUGAUUGAACUCGUGAAAAAUGUUAGAGAAAUUAUAUAAAUUAUUACAUCAAUGAGUCUUAGAAGGAUGACAAAAUCGCAUACGGUUGAACGCACAACUUCAUAGCUCAUUAACCAACUUAAGUUAUACAGAUGGUGGUAUGGAGGCAGUUAUGUUAACGGGGAAUUGACUUCCGUUUUAACUGAAAAGUUUCCGGUUUGACGAAGAUUAUUUAGUCAAAAGAACACAUAGUAGAAAGUAUCGUUAUUCAUCACCAUCAGCCUUAGAUCGUCCUUUGCUGGUCAAUUCUGGACAGUUGUUACUCAACAUAUAUUAUGUAUAAUGAAACUGUUUUGUUAUGUAUUGCCAUAGUGUAUAGAGAUACUAUUUUCACAGAAAAAUAUUUUUAUAAAAUGUAAACAUUGAUACAAAUUACAAUAAUUGUUGGGUGGUGCCCUUUUGCUGUGCGAAAUUAAAUGCUCAAAGUGAACUAAAAUGGAGAUUUUAAUAAGUCUGCACGCUUGAGUAGUAAAUUGAGUGGUCCUUUUGACCUCCUUAAGUUAACUUAUUAUGUUUGUUGGAUGUUCUUGUUGUAUAACUUAAUAUUUCCCUAUUUGCGUGCGGGACUAAUGUCGCUUUAUCUUAUCUUGUUCUGCUAGCCUAGCACGGGGUGCAAGACAAGCACGUCAACACGUGACACAAGUUCUCCGUCGCGCUCACUCUCGUGACCGCGCGAUCUGAGUGUGCUUUUGUCUCGUCUUGACAUGUGCGUCUUGCGCUCCGUGCUAGGCCUUUUGUUGUGGUCGUGAGCAUAGCGGUCACCGCAGGGCUCUUAGAAGGUAUAUAUGAAGUAAGUUCAAUCAUAAAUAUGAACACAAAAAUAUAUUAAAAGUGUAACUUAUUCACGCAUUAAAGUACCUUAGUCAUUGACAAUAAUCAACAUAUCUAAGUAGAAGUUUGUUAAUACGAACAUAUCUUUAAAAUUAAGAGCCCUUUAAUAAUACUCCACAACUUUGCUACUUAACAUUAUUGUGUGUAUCUUGGGUUUUGAUAGAGUAGAGUAUAAAUUUUAUCUUCUAUUUCAAGUAAGCUUAAGCUGUUAAGCUAAGGCUUUGAUUACUUUUUAUAUGUUGAAGCGGACUUAGAAAUCUGACUAAAAUUUGCUGGCUUUUUCAACUGCGUAAUUUUAAUGAUAUUAGCUUGUAAUGAAAUAUCUUGGCUGUUAUUUGGGUGACUACAUCAACGACUGACUUGAAUGUAAGCGGGAAUUAUAAUAACUGUUGACUACGAACGUAUAGAUAAUUCUGUUAUUUUUUAAGUUCAAAUAUAAUUAUAUUUACUAUUUAUUGUGUAAUGGUUACAGGGAGAAAUAAAAGACAUUAUUCAUGCAA
Messenger RNA from Plutella xylostella (diamondback moth), 2839 nucleotides. It is a transcript of the gene Ubc7, whose product is annotated as ubiquitin conjugating enzyme 7. Lineage: Eukaryota; Metazoa; Arthropoda; Insecta; Lepidoptera; Plutellidae. The record is from RefSeq and is a predicted model, not a curated record.